Messenger RNA from Bicyclus anynana (squinting bush brown), 1591 nucleotides. RefSeq names its product programmed cell death protein 5 (gene PDCD-5). NCBI's taxonomy places the organism in Eukaryota, Metazoa, Arthropoda, Insecta, Lepidoptera, Nymphalidae. The coding region runs from base 133 to 522 and encodes 129 amino acids. The transcript has 3 exons. Gene Ontology annotation, molecular function: DNA binding. Gene Ontology annotation, cellular component: cytosol; nucleus. The record is from RefSeq and is a predicted model, not a curated record.
UUUGACUUUGAAUAUUGACGUCUGCGGUCUGUGCUUUUUCUCAUCAUUUUCUUCAGUUUUCUUUUUAUCUAUUCUUUAAUAUUAAAACUAUUUACUGAGUUAUUUAAAUUUAGCUAAAUCCUAUUUAAGAAAAUGGCUGAUCCAGAGUUGGAUAAAAUAAGGCAGCAGCGCUUGGCACAAUUACAGGCCCAACAUGGGGGUGGUGAUCCAAAUCAAGCUAAGGCGCAGGAAGAACGGAUGCAAGCAAUGGAAGAAGCAAAACACUCAAUUCUGGCACAAGCACUUAGUCAAGAUGCCAGAGCACGAUUAAAUACAAUCAAGUUAAGCAAGCCAGAGAAAGGUGCUAUGGUGGAAAACAUGAUCUGCAGAAUGGUCCAAAUGGGACAAGUCGGCACUAAGAUAUCUGAACAGGAACUUAUUCAAUUGCUCGAAUCAUUGAACCAGCAAAUGCCCAAAUCAACAAGCACUGUUAAGUUUGAUAGAAGAAGAGCAGCUCUCGAUUCGGAUGACGAAGAUUUCUAGUAUCUACUCAAAAGUGCAUUUAUUAUUGUCCUAUAGCUUUGCAAGUUCGUUCGUAACACUCCCGAUGGUCCGCGCGGGCCGUGAGGUAGCAAUUCCCCGCUUGCACGACUUUAUACCCGGCAGCCCUCCCCCCGUCGCCCGCAUAUCAUGGGAGUGUCAUCAACGAACUUGCCAAGCCAUAACCACUAAUACUGAAAGACUGAAGAACAUUGUAUGAGAUCUUUUAUUUUACUCUGCUAUUUUUGCAUUUUGUCUCUUACAAUAUACUUGAACUUUGUGAAAUUCUAAAAAAGUUGUUAAGGAUUAAAGUUUUCAGUAUUACAAAUCUAGAUGCUCUAUUUGAAAAUUUAAAUACUUGAAAAAUUUUUGUCAUUGUUUUGUUGCAGUAAUAAUGUUCUUUUAGUUAUUUUAUUAGACUAGGAAUAACAUUUUAAAAGAUAACCAUUUUGGUCUUUAUGUUUAAAGCAUAAUGCUACUUUUCACUACUUAACACAUUUUGCUGCAAAAUCAACAGCGCCUUAUUAUUUUUGGUAACAAUAAUGGAAGCAAAAAGCUUUGUUUUAUGAGAUUUCAUGUGGAUAUACAUAUUUGAGGUCAUAGCUCACUAUAGCCAUCCAGCACUCUUAAAUUUGGUGUCCACUCAUUUAUAUGGAAUCCAUGAGUGACAUGUCUAUCUCUCCAUCUUUAGUAUUACGUUUUUUUUUAUUCUUUACAAGUUAGCCCUUGACUACAAUCUCACCUGAUGGUAAGUGAUGAUGCAGUCUAAGAUGGAAGCGGGCUAACUUGUUAGGAGGAGGAUGAAAAUCCACACUCCUUUCGGUUUCUACAAGGCAUCGUACCGGAACGCUAAAUCGCUCGGCGGUACGUCUUUGCCGGUAGGGUGGUAACUAGCCACGGCCGAAGCCUCCCACCAGCCAGACCUGGACAAAUUAAGAAAAUCUCAAUGUUCCCAGCCGGGGAUCGAACCCAGGACCUCCGUUUUGUAAAUCCACCACGCAUACCACUGCGCCACGGGGGCCGUCAAAAACGGUAGACAGAGAUAUAGUUUUAGAAUCACACUAUCGACUUA